Agrilus planipennis (emerald ash borer) is the source of this 442-nucleotide messenger RNA. Its product is annotated as glycine-rich cell wall structural protein-like. NCBI's taxonomy places the organism in Eukaryota, Metazoa, Arthropoda, Insecta, Coleoptera, Buprestidae. The transcript has 4 exons. Bases 32 to 403 code for a protein of 123 amino acids. The record is from RefSeq and is a predicted model, not a curated record.
UUCACUGCAGUUGAAGAAUUCGCACCUUAAGAUGAAGCUCUCCGUUCUUGUUCUGUUUGCAGUUAUUGCAUAUGCAAGUGCUGGUUUUCUCGGCCAUGGUGGACAUGGCUAUGGUUAUGGAGGAGGCCAUGGUUACGGAGGAGGUCAUGGAGGUGUUAUUAGUGUAAUUGGACAUGGAGGAGGUUUUGGACACGGAGGAGGUUUUGGUCACGGAGGAGGUUUUGGUCACGGAGGAGGUUUUGGACACGGAGGAGGUUUUGGGCAUGGAGGUGGCUUUGGAUAUGGUGGAGGUCAUGGAUACGGAGGAGGUUACGGUUACGGAGGAGGCCAUCAUCAUGUGGUACGAGUUGUCAAAGUGUAUGGAGGUCAUGGAGGUCAUGGAGGCUGGGGCUGGGGUAAAUAAAAACCGCAAAUGUUUGAGUGACGUAUACUACGUAGAAAC